AAUCUCAAAGUUAAGGUGAGUUAAUGAUAUAUUCACAAUAAAAAUGGAAUGGAACAAUGUAAUCUCGAAAUGGAGUGAUCUUAGGAACACUGAUUCUUAAAUGCCUUUAUUUUGUUUCUUAAUUCUCACAUUCCGGAGGCCUAAGUCUUACAACUAAGCAUUUCCGCGAAUUCACGCGCCGGGAAUUUCUCCCUCUCACUACGCCGGAAAUGUUAAUUGAUAAGUAAUAAGGGGUAGAGAUUAAAGACUGCAUCUAUUCCAUAUUUUCUUCACGUUACCCAAUCACCUUCCAUAAUCACUUCACUUUCUCUGAAUUCACCCUUUAAUUUCAGUCUAAGUUGUGAGUGAGGAUAAUUUCUUUCUUUGCCAUUCUGGGGUUCUUGUUUUGUGUGGGGAAAAACUGAAGGAGCAGAGGGGUUGAUAAAGAAGAUGACUGUGGAGCAAGCAAUUUGUGGACCUAGAGAUCAGUUUCCCGUUGGCAUGCGGGUUUUGGCUGUUGAUGAUAAUCCCGUUUGUCUUAUGGUGUUGAAGGCUAUGCUUCGACGAUGCCAGUAUCAAGUCACCGCCACAAAUCAGGCCAUUACAGCACUGAAGUUGUUGAGAGAAAACAAGAACCAGUUUGAUCUUGUAAUCAGUGAUGUCCAGAUGCCAGACAUGGAUGGUUUUAAGUUGCUUGAGCUUGUUGGGCUUGAGAUGGACCUGCCAGUCAUAAUGUUAUCCAUAAAUGGUGAUCCCAAGCUUGUAAUGAAGGGAAUAACUCAUGGAGCUUGUUAUUAUUUGCUGAAACCUGUCCGAAUUGAGGAACUAAAGACCAUAUGGCAACAUGUAGUAAGGAGAAAGAAAUUUGAUGGGAAGGACCAGAAUGCUUCUAAUAGUCAAGAGAAGACUUGUGAUGGACAUAAUGAGGUAGCAGGAGUGGGAAAUGCUGAUCAGAGUACAAAGAAUAACAAAAAACGGAAGGACCAGGAUGAAGAUGAGGAUGAGGAGCCCGAUGAGAAUGGAAAUGAUAAUGAGGAUCCAUCAACCCAAAAGAAGCCUCGUGUUGUUUGGACAGUGGACUUGCAUCGCAAGUUUGUUGGAGCUGUUAAUCAGUUGGGCGUUGACAGUAUGUUCUUGAACUGCUCACCACUAGCAACAUAAUUUUAUAAUUUAUACUUUUCAUCAGUUGAAAGCUGCUUAUUUUUAUUUAUAAUUUAUUUUUCUGCUAACUAAUCAUGACUAUUUGAUUAGUGGAGAUAAUUUUUGUACUAUUAAUUUCACCAAUUUUAUAUCCCUCAUGUUUGUAAUUGAUGUUCCAUUGUUCAAU
Molecule: messenger RNA, 1306 nt
Organism: Rubroshorea leprosula
Lineage: Eukaryota; Viridiplantae; Streptophyta; Magnoliopsida; Malvales; Dipterocarpaceae
Source: the annotation of a GenBank genome assembly